AUGGGUCAGACACUCUCCGAGCCCGUCGUCGACAAGAAAUCUGAAAAUGGCGAGGGCGAGUCACUCAUCUACGGUGUCUCCUCGAUGCAGGGCUGGCGCAUCAGCAUGGAGGACGCACAUGCCACCGUAUUAGACUUCAAUGCCGACGACACCAAGGGCACGCCCACCGACAAGCGACUGGCCUUCUUCGGUGUGUAUGACGGACACGGUGGCGACAAGGUGGCGUUGUAUGCUGGCGAGCAGCUGCACAAGAUUGUCGCAAAGCAAGAAGCAUUCAAACAAGGAGACAUCAAAAAGGCUCUGCAAGAUGGCUUCCUAGCAACAGAUCGCGAGAUUCUGUGUGACCCCAAGUACGAAGAAGAAGUGUCUGGUUGCACGGCAUCAGUCGGCGUCCUGACAAAAGACAAAAUCUACGUAGCCAAUGCAGGUGACUCGCGCACUGUUCUAGGAGUCAAGGGCAGGGCAAAGCCCCUUUCAUUCGACCACAAGCCGCAGAACGAGGCCGAGAAAGCACGUAUUCAAGCCGCAGGUGGCUUUGUCGACUUUGGCCGCGUCAACGGUAAUCUUGCUUUGUCUCGCGCAAUAGGCGAUUUCGAAUUCAAGAAGAGCGCCGAUCUUCCCCCAGAACAGCAAAUAGUCACCGCUUAUCCCGACGUCGAGAUACACGAUAUCAACCAGGAUGACGAGUUCCUGAUUGUGGCUUGUGAUGGUAUCUGGGACUGCCAGUCUUCUCAAGCCGUUGUCGAGUUUGUUAGGCGCGGAAUUGUCGCAAAGCAGGAUCUCGCAUCCAUUUGCGAGAACAUGAUGGACAACUGCUUGGCCUCGAACAGCGACACUGGAGGUGUUGGCUGCGACAACAUGACGAUGAUUAUUGUUGGUCUCCUGCAGGGAAGGACAAAGGAGCAGUGGUACGAGGACAUCGCAAAGCGGGUUGCGAAUGGAGAGGGUCCAUCCGAGUUCCGCGGUCCCGGUGUUCACCAUCGCAUUGACGAUUCUCCUGAUGAUAUCGAUAUGGAUCUCGACAGCCGCUUCCGGCCGAACAACGGCAAUGGUGGCCGCAUCAUUCUCCUCGGUGAUGGCACAGAAGUCUCUACCGGAGACAAUGAGCACGAGAUGUUUGACAACGAGGAUGAGGACAAGGAUCUUGACUCGCAAGUCAACAAAUACAACCAGGAGGCCGACAACAAGUCGCGUCAGGACCGCCAGGGCACCCCCGGCCCCCAGCAUGAGAGCAAAGUUCAAGUAACCGAGUCACCAUCCUCUGUAAAGACUGAACAGUCUGAUGCUCCCGAGCCUCAAUCAAAAGAGGCUCAAGCCAAGAAGACAAGCGAGAAGUAG
This is a messenger RNA of Bipolaris oryzae ATCC 44560, 1338 nucleotides long. RefSeq lists its product as uncharacterized. The transcript has 7 exons. The record is from RefSeq and is a predicted model, not a curated record. Gene Ontology annotation, biological process: protein dephosphorylation. Bases 1 to 1338 code for a protein of 445 amino acids. Gene Ontology annotation, molecular function: protein serine/threonine phosphatase activity; cation binding. NCBI's taxonomy places the organism in Eukaryota, Fungi, Ascomycota, Dothideomycetes, Pleosporales, Pleosporaceae.